AUGAGCCAAAAGGAUUUUGAGAAGCCGUUGAGCCACCUUCUGAAACGGCUGGCUUCUGCUUCAUCCACUCUGCCUUCCUUAUCGCAGGAGGAGGUUUCACUUUUAGCCAAUGCCUCUAUCCCUACAGCAUCAAGACAAUCUCGCUCGAUAGCCUUUCUUUGCAUUUCCAAAUAUUGUGAUACUGUAGCCCAACGCCCUUCGUCGACACCUGAAACGAUCACAUCCCAUAUAUACUCGACCUUUGAGCCAUAUCUCAAUACCACGUUCAUACCCGACAAAGAAGAUCAAGCUACGGGGACGGAAUCAUGUUUACCGAUCACUCACUUGCUCGGAAGCUUGUUCCCACUUUCACCGGAUGCGAUAGUCAGGCUGCUCACUACACCCCUGGGCGAUGCCGGAGACGCUCUCGGAAUACUGUUAGAAGUUGCUGAGCUUCCAUCGCCUCUUCAACCUGCUUUGGCGGAAUUGUUGAUUGCUGCAGCUGGAACUAAAUCAGGGAGACAAAUGGUCAGAUCUAGAACUAUGGAAUGGCUGAAAGGAGCUAUGGAUUACGGUCAAGGGAAUGAAGAAUUAGGUGUUCUAUGCGCUGUAGCGUUGAGCAAAAUGAGUAGAGAAGAAGAUAUCGUGACUACUCAAACCCAGAGUAACGAGAAAAAUGGUCUAUCAAACAUAGAAAUUGGAAUGGAUGAUGAAACACUUUGUCGGAAAUUGAUGUCUCAUAUACAAUCUUCAUCUCCGACACCCUCGCCUUCUUCAUCUUCUUCGACAGCAAUCACUUCAACAGUAGAAGGAUUAGCUAUAUUAUCACUUCGACCCGCAAACAAAAUCCUGUUAUCGUCGUCACCUCAAUUCCUUAUUUCUCUGAUGUCGCUUUCGCCGUUCAUUUCACCUAAAGGUGGCAGUCUACCUGUAACCCCAAGAGGUAGUAUGGAUCUUUCUGCCUCGAUGGAUCCCGUUGAUAAUGGGUUAUGUUAUGGUUUAACAACUAUUUUUGUCAAUUUGACCGGUCCGAAAGUGAUUUUAUCAGCUGAAGAUCAACAAAUCGCUAAAUUGAGAUCAAUGGCUCUAUCAGCUAAUAAAUCGAAACUGCAUCAGAACAACGAUGACAAUCCAGAUGAUGUUGAUGAUGAUGAAGAGGUAAAGAAACGUACCAAAGCAGUAUUAAAAGCUGGAAUUGUCGGUGCGUUAAGUGGAUUAGCAAGAAGUGAAAGUAGAUUAGUCAAAGAAGGUUUAGGAAGAUUAUGUCGAAAUUUAGUUGAAGAUCCAAUCGAUAGGUUACCAUUCAUCAGAGAUGGGGGAUUCAAAGUUCUUUCUACAAUAGUAAGGGAUUUGCUGAAUGCUUCAACGACAAAGCCAUCAUCAUCAUCAACAAACCCCAUAAAUCCGUCCUCCGUAGGGGAGAUAGAUGUAUUACCUUGUUUUCAAGCCUUAUCAAAAAUGAUAAUUACCACACCACCAAAUUUACUUUUUCCCCCACCACAUCUUACCACCUCGCUAAACUCCCUCACGCCAUUAUACCAUCUAUUGAUACAUCCUUCCUCAAACUCAUUACAGCGAUUCGAAGCUCUCAUGGCUUUAACGAAUUUAGCUUCUAUAGAUCCAUUCAUAUCAAAUAAAAUCACUGAAGCUUCUUUGAAACCAUUAAAAUCAGAUACAUCUUGGAAAGGUUCAGGUAGAGAAGAAUCCAUCAGCAUUGUUUCGAAGAUUGAAGAAUCGUUAUUGGAUGAUAACGAAUUGAUCCGAAGAGCUUCAACUCAGUUAAUAUGUAACUUGGUUAGUUGUCAAAAAGGUUAUGAGUAUUUUUCGGGUGAGGGUCAAAAUAAAGAUUCAACAAUGAGAGAUGGAAGAGUCAAAUCAAGAUUGAAUACCUUACUUGUUUUAAGUGGAAUAGAUGAUCUACAAACUAGAUUAGCAGCUGGAGGAGCUUUAGCGAUUAUCACAGAGUCGGAAAAAGCUUGUAAUUCUCUUUUUUCUAUAACAUCAGAGGGAUCAUCGAUUAAGACGACCAAGUCGGUUUGGGAAAGAGUGUUGACUCUACUGCAACCUGAUGAAGAGGAAGAAUAUGAUGACGAAGGAGAAAAAAUUCCGGUUAUUUCCUCGACUCCGUCUUUACCCAAUCCCGACUUGGUCUUGAGAGGAGUGAUCGUACUACUGAAUCUUAUCACUUACACGGUCAAUCUAUCGGAUGAGAACAGGAUAAAGGGACUACAGGCCAUCAAACAUGCUAAUGUGGGGGAUAGAUUGAUAGGUGUCGUAAGGCUAAAAGGUAUCGGGGAAGAAGUGUUGGCGCCAACAGUGGAAGCGUUGAAAAUGUUAAAGAAAGCACAAAAUUGA
Messenger RNA from Kwoniella shivajii, 2334 nucleotides. RefSeq lists its product as uncharacterized. Lineage: Eukaryota; Fungi; Basidiomycota; Tremellomycetes; Tremellales; Cryptococcaceae. Gene Ontology annotation, cellular component: cytoplasm. The coding region runs from base 1 to 2334 and encodes 777 amino acids. Gene Ontology annotation, molecular function: Hsp90 protein binding. The record is from RefSeq and is a predicted model, not a curated record. The transcript has a single exon.